Molecule: messenger RNA, 1378 nt
Organism: Symphalangus syndactylus (siamang)
Lineage: Eukaryota; Metazoa; Chordata; Mammalia; Primates; Hylobatidae
Gene: RAB42
Product: RAB42, member RAS oncogene family
Molecular function (GO): GTPase activity; GTP binding
Source: RefSeq, a predicted model, not a curated record
CUAGUUUAGUCCCUUUAUCCCGUGAAGUAGGGCUCAUCAUUAGCCCCCUUUUACAGAGGAGAGAAUUGAGGCUUCGAGAGAGAGAAACUUGGCCAGCAGUUUCCACUCGGUCUGACGCCCUCGCUGCCCCGCCGGGGACGGUGGCUGGGCGCGGGGAGCGGGGGGCGGCGCAGGCGGGGCCCCGGGCAGGGGCGGGGUCGGGGCGCGGACAAAACGGUCGCGAGGCGGCGGGGCGGCGGACGCAGCCAUGGAGGCCGAGGGCUGCCGCUACCAAUUUCGGGUCGCGCUGCUGGGGGACGCGGCGGUGGGCAAGACGUCGCUGCUGCGGAGCUACGUGGCGGGCGCGCCUGGCGCCCCGGAGCCCGAGCCCGAGCCCGAGCCCACGGUGGGCGCCGAGUGCUACCGCCGCGCGCUGCAGCUGCGGGCCGGGCCGCGGGUCAAGCUGCAGCUCUGGGACACCGCGGGCCAGGAGCGCUUCAGGUGCAUCACCAGGUCCUUUUACCGGAAUGUGGUGGGUGUCCUGCUGGUCUUUGAUGUGACAAACAGGAAGUCCUUUGAACACAUCCAAGACUGGCACCAGGAGGUCAUGGCCACUCAGGGCCCGGACAAGGUCAUCUUCCUGCUGGUUGGCCACAAGAGUGACCUGCAGAGUGCCCGCUGUGUCUCAGCCCAGGAGGCCGAGGAGCUAGCUGCCUCCCUGGGCAUGGCCUUCGUGGAGACCUCGGUUAAAAACAACUGCAAUGUGGACCUGGCCUUUGACACCCUUGCUGAUGCUAUCCAGCAGGCCCUGAAGCAGGGGGACAUCAAGCUAGAAGAGGGCUGGGGGGGUGUCCGGCUCAUCUACAAGACCCAAAUCCCCAGGUCCCCCAGCAGGAAGCAGCACCCAGGCCCAUGCCAGUGUUGACUCUAGGAGAGAAAGGGUUAAAGCAGUCCCAGCCUUAGCCCACCUCGUGGGAUGGGGAGUGUUAGUAUCUCUCUGGAAGACAAAUGACAGAAGGGUUCAUAUAAACAGUAUCCUGACACAGUCAUGCUUCCUGGAUUUUGGAGUUGAGGCUUUCUACAGAAAAGAAAGGUCUGAUGGCCAGGCAUGGUGGCUCACGCCUGUAAUCCUAGCAUUUUCGGAGGCCAAGGACAGCAGAUCACCUGAGGUCAGGAGUUCGAGACCAGCCUGGCCAACAUGGUGAAACCCCGUCUCUACUAAAAAUGCAAAAAUUAGCCAGGCGUGGUGGUGCAUGCCUGUAAUCCCAGUUACUCAGGAGGCUAAGGCAGGAGAAUCGCUUGAACCCAGGAGGCAGGGAUUGCAGUGAGCCAAGACUGCGCCACUGCACUCCAGCCUGGGCAACAGAGUAAGACUCUGUUUAAAAAAAAAAAAAAGAAA